Rhizophagus irregularis DAOM 181602=DAOM 197198 is the source of this 1057-nucleotide messenger RNA. NCBI's taxonomy places the organism in Eukaryota, Fungi, Glomeromycota, Glomeromycetes, Glomerales, Glomeraceae. The record is from RefSeq and is a predicted model, not a curated record.
AAAAAACAAAAAAGAAAUGUUAUUACAAUUGCUAGCUCAACCCUUAGCCGCUGACGCUUUGACGGCAUUGGAUACCUUUUUGAACUCACUCGAACCUCUUGAAGGUUAUAUUGUAAAAACAGGUCGUAAAAUUAAUUUGCAACUUUAUGGUUCUGGAAGAAGUAUCAAAGAUUUUAAUGGAACCGCUUCGCAAUUUCAAAACGCAAUUGUGCUCCAGCUAAUGGGCUGUGCGCUGACUUUUAGUCAACAACAUAAUCCAUCUCUAUCCUUCCCUAUUAUGAAACUAGCCAAAGAUAACUUUUAUAAAUGGGUAUAUCUUUCACAAGUGCCUAGGGAUAGGGAUAUAUGUCAUUUUCUAAUCGAGAUACACGAUACGUUAGAAGGUAGAUUUGAAAAUAUUUUAAAGCAAAAAAACCCAGGGACACAAAGCCAAAUUACAUUAGAAAGCAAUAACAAGGCGCUUUUCUCCUACCAACAAGAACUUAGUAAGGUUGAUGAUUUUAGGAAAUCCGCUGGUAAUAAAGUUUUAGGUGAAUUACCAUUUCAGCAAAUUGAAGGGGAUGAAGAAGAUCGAAAUAAGGGCGAGGCUAUUUUCAAAGAAAUUGAGUCAAUGUAUCGUUUCGAGCAUAGCGAAUACGAUUUGUACUCUCCCUACGAAAAACAGCAAAAUACUUAUAAUAAUAAUCCUGCUCACUCUUCCUAUGCUGAACAGCAACAAAAUACUUAUAAUAUUAAUCCUGCUCACUCUUCCUAUGCUGAACAGCAGCAAAAUACUUAUAACAAUAAUUCUGCUCACUCUUCCUAUGCUGAACAGCAGCAAAAUAUUUAAUAAUAAUAAUCCUGCUCGGAAUAAAGAAUUAUCUGCUAGUAAUUUGGGUUUGCUUAGGUAAUUUACUUAAAUGUUUCAAGGAAGUGAUAGCAUGAAGAUAAUUUCAUCUUUUAAUCUUUCAAAGAAAAUGUGUUUGUCAAAUGCCAAUUAAAAAUCAAUUUAUUGUCUUCAUUUUUUAUUCUGUUAAUUAAAAACAUAAUGUAUAAAAAAUAUUGGACCUAACGUAAG